UUUAUUUUGCAAAACUUAUUUUUUUAUUCCAAAUAGGAAGAAACUAUCAGGCACGUGGAAACAUGUCUGGGAAACCCAAGCUGCACUACUUCAAUGGACGAGGCCGAAUGGAACCAAUCCGGUGGCUGCUGGCAGCAGCCGGGGUUGAGUUUGAAGAAUGUUUUCUGGAAAAAAAGGAUGAUCUGACAAAGCUACAGAAGGAUGGAUCCCUGCUCUUUCAGCAAGUGCCAAUGGUGGAGAUUGAUGGCAUGAAGAUGGUGCAGACCAAAGCCAUUGCCAAUUACAUAGCAAUGAAGUACAACCUCUACGGGAAGGACCUGAAGGAGAGAGCCCUGUACUGUAACAGUACCACAUUUUCUUGUUAGACCGCAGUUCACGCUACAUCUCUGUGUAACACAAGAAUAUCCCAGCUCACAGCUAAAUUCAGGGUGAUAGAGCAGUGCUUCAUGCAGCACGUGUUGACUGUGACUGCAGGUGAUGUCUAGGGCAGUGAUAUCCAGCUAGAUUAGAUGGGCAGCAUGGUGCAAGGCUGCUCAUGAAUCGUCAAUCCAAGGUCAAUACAGUUAUCAGAAGAAAGCAGUCAGGAGUACAGACUGUCUUACUCUUGUUCCUCUUCAAUUUUGUCAGCAGAAUGUCACAGCAGGCAUUUUCACCACAUCAGACUCAGGGACAUGUGUUUGAUGGGAACAAAAAAACCUCCUCCUUCAGGAGGUAACUCCUUAGGAUUAGUAACUGGUUAUUUAACGACAGGACUCUUAGGGCACAUGGUUUGACCUGAGGUAUUUUUAAAUGCUUCCAAUUAAUAAGUACUGGUAAACAAAUGUCAAGCUAUUUGUUAGGAAUUGUAUAGACCCACUGUUUAACUUACCAUGUGUGACUGGAUUUUUAACACAAGUUUGGAUGACACACCUGCCAAUUUGUGCUCAGGUUCA
Molecule: messenger RNA, 932 nt
Organism: Neopelma chrysocephalum (saffron-crested tyrant-manakin)
Lineage: Eukaryota; Metazoa; Chordata; Aves; Passeriformes; Pipridae
Product: glutathione S-transferase A3-like
Exons: 3
Coding region: 63-365 (100 amino acids)
Biological process (GO): xenobiotic metabolic process; glutathione metabolic process
Molecular function (GO): glutathione transferase activity
Source: RefSeq, a predicted model, not a curated record